CUUGUCUUGUACCCCCUCCCUCCCCGUCUUGCCCCAACGUCCCAGUAGUGGACGUUACACGUGGGCUGAUCCGUGAGAUCGAUUGUUUCGGCCUGAGCUUGGGCCUCAGGGGGUGCUCUGGAGGGUCCAGGGACACUGUCAUGGACGUCUACGGCCAUUUCGGGGGCAGGCGAGUCGUCGGGGGGCAUGGUUGGUACCGGGUUGGUUUUGUUGGUAGGCAAUGGGAGGGCAGUAAUUCAAAAGGUGCGUCCGCGGAACACUCGAUAACGAGAUCGGGGCAAACCUGGGGAAUUAGCUCAGAUGGUAGAGCGCUCGCUUAGCAUGCGAGAGGCACGGGGAUCGAUACCCCGAUUCUCCACUUUCACUGCCCGGCUAGCCCUAUCGGUAGAUCGUGAGACUCCUAAUCUCAAGGUUGUGGGUUCCACCCCCAUUCGUCAACUUUUCGGAAAUUACGUUCUCCUGUAUUUUUUCCCCUGGGGAUUCGGUUGUGGUUUUCUUCCCGUACUCUUCCCUGUUCAAACUUGUCGGAUUUAUCACUACCUGCUUUUUUACUUUUUUUUCCUUUCUCCUUUCUUUUUUUCCAUUCCUCUGUUUUCUUUUCUGUUCUUUGCGUUCAUCGUCUUUUUCAGUCUCCUCAUUGUUCCAGUUCAAACACCUUUCCCAAUUUCUUUUUUGUCUAUCGCUCCAUCAUCUGGAGUCUGACAAUAUUUGCACUUGGGUCUGGAGUAUUGUUUGAUUUGCUUCAGUCUUUGUUGGCUGUCUUGUAUUUGAUUCCCUUGUCUCAUAUGAUCAUGAUAUUCGCUCUGUAUCUGAUUUUUUCAAUUUUAUUCUUCAAGGCCCUCCUCUGGGUAUCGUCUAUUCUAUUCGUCCAUACUGCGAUUUGCAGAUUGUUCUGUCCUUUUCUUCCCUAUAUCAGGUGUGCCUUCCUCUCCCGAGUUAGGUUGCUUGUAGCUGCAGCGACUUGCUGGUUCCCUCCGUGCUAGCGCACUCCAUGUUCCCUCAGGAUAUCACAAGGCACGCCGGACAAGCAUUUACAUAUUAAAUACCACGGAGGAAUUGCCAGGGCCUCGCCUUGUAUCCAUGGCGGUGAUGUGCGCAUCGCUGGUUGUUGCUGGCUCGACACCGCUAUCAUCGUGGGGCCAAU
Polychytrium aggregatum is the source of this 1144-nucleotide messenger RNA. RefSeq lists its product as uncharacterized. The record is from RefSeq and is a predicted model, not a curated record. Lineage: Eukaryota; Fungi; Chytridiomycota; Chytridiomycetes; Polychytriales. The transcript has a single exon. The coding region runs from base 301 to 702 and encodes 133 amino acids.